AUGGCUAUUGUUCUCUAUGAUCUUGCAUCGACUUCUCCUGGUUACUCCAUGUCCACCAAUACAUGGAAAAUCAGAUAUUGUUUGAACUACAAAGGGAUUCCCUUCUCCACAGAAUGGGUUGAAUUCCCUGAUAUUUCAGGUCUAUAUGAGAGACUUGGAGUAACCCCUACAUUGAAACGAUCAGAUGGCACACCACUUUGCACAGUGCCUAUGAUUUACGACUCCACAACAAAGAAAUACGUAUCUGACUCGAUCCGAAUCGCGGAAUAUCUGGAGUCGCAAUACCCUCAAACGCCAUCUGUAUUCCCAAGCAAUACAGGCGGUCUCAUCCAAGCAUUUGCGGAGGCUACAAGAUCGUACCUGACACUACCAGCCAGAGAACUUUUGAUUUGGACUAUCUUUGUCAAAUUGAAUCCUCCCAGUGCGGCAUACUUUCGCAACCAAACUGAAGUCGCUAUUGGAAAGACGAUGGAAGAGUUGGUCCCUGCAGCUGAUAUGAAAGACAAGAUGAAAUCGUUGGAGGAGGUUCUUGCAAAAAUUGAUGGGCUAUACUCAAAAAAUGGAGGGAAAGGCCCGUACAUCAUGGGGGAGAGUGUCUGGUGGAGUGGAAAGUGUGAGAUGGAUGGAGAUAAUGUCCUGGCAUAA
Psilocybe cubensis is the source of this 645-nucleotide messenger RNA. RefSeq lists its product as uncharacterized. The record is from RefSeq and is a predicted model, not a curated record. Bases 1 to 645 code for a protein of 214 amino acids. The transcript is spliced from 3 exons. NCBI's taxonomy places the organism in Eukaryota, Fungi, Basidiomycota, Agaricomycetes, Agaricales, Agrocybaceae.